AUGUCCAAACGCAUGAACAUCCUCGUUUACUCUGGUGCGCUCACUCAAGAUGCGUGGAGGAGUAAUAAGAAUCUAAUGCUAUCUUCAGGAAAUGGCAGCACCGUCGAAUCAGUCCGGCAUUGUCUCUACACUCUUCGGAGGCUCCUGGCUCCUCAUUAUGCUGUCAUCCCGGUUACAGGCGACAUGCUCAUCAAAGAGCCUUGGACAGCAAGCUGUGCUGCUAUAGUCUUUCCGGGCGGUGCUGAUCAGGGCUACUGCAAGACUCUCAAUGGUGAGGGCAACAGGCGCAUUCGACAAUUUGUCGAGCGCGGCGGACUUUAUAUUGGAUUCUGCGCCGGUGGCUACUAUGGCAGUAAAAGAUGCGAAUUCGAGGUAGGAAACAAGCUCUUGGAAGUGGUUGGGGACAGGGAGCUUGCUUUCUACCCCGGCACAGCUCGAGGGUGUGCUUUCCCAGGCUUUGUUUACCAUAGUGAAAAGGGGGCUCGGGCGGCCGAGUUGAAAGUGGACAAGACUACCCUGCCUGCAGGGGCCGCCCCGGGCGUUUUCAAGUCCUAUUACAACGGCGGCGGCGUCUUCGUCGACGCACCCAAGUAUAAAGAGCAGGGCGUCGAAAUCCUUGCAAGCUAUGCCGAUCCUCUGGUGGUCGAUGCUGGUGAAGGCGCAGCUGCCAUUGUCUAUUGCAAAGUUGGCCAAGGCGCAGCAUUACUGACUGGUCCACACCCAGAGUUUGUCUUCCUGGGAAAGCCAGCGGACGACUGGUCACUGACGAAGCCUAGGUUUGCUCCAGCCAACCUCGAGUCAAAACCAGAUGUUCCUGGAUUCGCGGAUGUCAUCAAAGCUCUGGCCGAAGACGAGAAGCAUAGGAUGGAUUUCAUCAAAGCGUGUCUGACGAAACUUGGUCUUACUGUGAGCGGGGAGCAAAAUGUACCCUCCCUCUCCUAUAUGCACCUGUCCUCAUCCGACCCCGCAGACACCGCUGGUGUCAUUUCGUCCUUGAGCCAUCUCAUCGAGAAGGAUGAACAUGGAGAUGAGUUUCUCAAGGAUGAAAAUGAUACCUUCCAAAUUCUGAAACCAUCCGUCUGGAAAAUGGUUGACUUGACCAAAGCAUUAUCCGCGGAGCCAGAAUCAAAGGAAAAUGCUGACCAAAAGGAUGGCAGCUCCGACCGGAUAGUCGACUAUAACACGGUGACCAAGAAGAUCAUUGUGCAUGAUGAUGAUCAUCCUCAACCAAGGUCAACUCCGUAUUUCAAUCACUCGGCUUUCUAUUCGAACCUUCACAAUUAUCAGUCUCAAACACCUGGCGCCGUGAAUUUUGGUGCCCACCUGCUGUACGGUGAAGUCGUCACCUCGACCAAUACAUUGCUCGAGAAAAACACGAGGCUACUUCGAGUCCUUCCCCAAGGGUUCACCGCAACAGCGACAGUUCAAGUUGCAGGUCGGGGCAGAGGAUCCAACGUCUGGGUAUCACCGGCAGGAAGCUUAAUGUUUAGUACCGUGCUUCGACAUCCGAUGGCGCAGAUGCAGUCUGCUCCGGUCGUCUUCGUCCAGUACCUAGCGGCAAUGGCAAUUGUCAAUGGUAUUAAAACCUAUGACGGUGCUCUCUACAAGGACAUGCCAGUCAAGCUCAAGUGGCCCAAUGAUAUUUUUGCUCUCGAUCCAGCAAAGGCAAAAGAGCAUGGUGGUGAUAGGAACGAAAAUUAUACUAAAAUUGGAGGCAUCCUGGUCAACAGCCACUACAACAGCAAGGAGUACAUCGCCGUUUGUGGGAUUGGAUUGAACACUGCAAACGUUGCGCCAACAACGUCGUUAAAUCAACUCAUUCAAUUCCUUCCGCACAAGGUAACCCCAUUCACGCUAGAAAAGCUGCUGGCUAGAAUAUUGACCGUGUUUGAUGACCUGUAUGCUCGAUUCUUAGUCACGGGCUUCGACGAGGUCAUGGAGCAAAUGUACUACCGACAUUGGCUUCACAUGGAUCAGAUCGUUACACUUGAAGCUGAAGGCGGCCAACGUGCAAGAAUAAAGGGUAUCACCAGGAAUUAUGGGCUGUUGAUCGCAGAAGAACUUGGAUGGGAAGACCGUGAGACGGGUAGGAGAUGGACGUUGCAGAGCGACGCCAAUAGUUUCGACUUUUUCAAGGGUCUUGUUAAGACCACCGAAGAUGUCCUCCGCAUGUAG
This is a messenger RNA of Cladophialophora psammophila CBS 110553, 2175 nucleotides long. RefSeq names its product biotin apo-protein ligase. The record is from RefSeq and is a predicted model, not a curated record. Gene Ontology annotation, biological process: protein modification process. Gene Ontology annotation, cellular component: cytoplasm. Bases 1 to 2175 code for a protein of 724 amino acids. The transcript has 2 exons. NCBI's taxonomy places the organism in Eukaryota, Fungi, Ascomycota, Eurotiomycetes, Chaetothyriales, Herpotrichiellaceae. Gene Ontology annotation, molecular function: biotin--[biotin carboxyl-carrier protein] ligase activity.